AGCACAAGACUCUCACCCAGUCUUGGAGAGGCAGAUUUUUGAGGAAUGUGUCCCAGAGGAAAUGAAUUCUAAACUGAGAAAUGGAAGUGUUAACUGGCCAGAGGCAGAAGGAUGGGAGAAAAAGAACAGCAUGUGCAGAGCCCAGAGAGAGCAGAGUUGAACAAUGACCGUAAUUGACAAAACUUCUGAAUCUUCAGACCCAUCAACCUAUCAGGAUCAUCAGCCUGGCAGUUCUGAGUCCGUCUCACCUGGAGACAUGGAUACAGGUUCUGCUAGCUGGGGUGCUGGUGCUGUGUCUUCAUUAAAUGAUGUUUCAAAUCACACACUUUCUUUAGGACCAGUACCUGGUGCUGUGGUUUAUUCAAGUUCAUCUAUACCUGAUAAAUCAAAACCAUCACCUCAAAAGGAUCAAGCUCUAGGUGAUGGCAUUACUCCUCCACAAAAAGUUCUUUUCCCAUCUGAGAAGAUUUGUCUUAAGUGGCAACAAAUUCACAGAGUUGGAGCCGGGCUCCAGAAUCUGGGCAAUACCUGUUUUGCCAAUGCAGCACUGCAGUGUUUAACAUACACGCCGCCUCUCGCCAAUUACAUGCUCUCACAUGAACACUCCAAGACAUGUCAUGCAGAAGGAUUUUGUAUGAUGUGUACAAUGCAAACGCAUAUUACCCAGGCGCUCAGUAAUCCUGGGGAUGUUAUUAAACCGAUGUUUGUCAUUAAUGAGAUGCGACGCAUAGCUAGGCACUUCCGCUUUGGAAGCCAAGAGGAUGCCCACGAGUUCCUUCAGUACACUGUUGAUGCCAUGCACAAGGCCUGCUUGAACGGCAGCAAUAUAUUAGACAGACCUACCCAGGCUACCACGCUCGUUUGUCAAAUAUUUGGAGGGUACCUAAGAUCUAGAGUCAAAUGUUUAAAUUGCAAAGGUGUUUCUGAUACGUUUGAUCCAUAUCUUGAUAUAAUAUUAGAGAUAAAGGCUGCUCAGAGUGUUAACAAGGCAUUGGAGCAGUUUGUGAAGCUGGAGCAGCUCGAUGGAAACAACUCAUACAAGUGCAGCAAGUGUAAAAAGAUGGUUCCAGCUUCAAAGAGGCUCACUAUUCAUAGAUCCUCUAAUGUUCUUACACUUUCUCUGAAACGUUUUGCAAAUUUUACUGGUGGAAAAAUUACCAAGGAUGUGAAAUAUCCUGAGUAUCUUGAUGUUCGACCAUACAUGUCUCAAUCAAAUGGAGAACCAAUUAUUUACGUUUUGUAUGCAGUACUGGUACACAGUGGUUUUAAUUGCCAUGCUGGCCAUUACUUCUGCUACAUUAAAGCUAGCAAUGGCCUUUGGUAUCAAAUGAAUGACUCCACCGUAUCUACCAGUGAUAUUAGAUCGGUACUGAAUCAACAAGCUUAUGUCCUCUUUUAUAUCAGGUCCCACGAUGUGAAGAAUGGGGGUGAACUUACUCGUUCCACCCAGAGCCUCGGCAAGGCCUCCCCCCGCCCAGCCAUCAGUCAGCGGGUGGUCAACAACAAGCAGGCCGCACCAGGGUUUAUCGGACCACAGCUUCCGUCGCACGUGAUGAAGAACCCACCUCACUUAAACGGGACCGGACCAUUGAAAGAAACGCCAAGCAGCUCCAUAUCGAGUCCUAAUGGAAACUCCAGUGUUAACAGGGCUGGUCCUGUUAAUGCUUCAACUUCUGUUCAAAACUGGGCAGUGAACAGGUCCUCAGUUCUUCCAGAACAUCCCAAGAAACAAAAAAUCACGAUCAGUAUUCACAACAAGUUACCUGUUCGCCAAGCUCAGACUCAGCCUAACCUACAUGUCAAUGCUUUAGAGAACCCGAACAAGCCAGUUCCCUCUGCUACCAUCACCAGUCCUUCUGCGAUACAGUCUACCUCGAGUGCAUCUGCAACGUCAGUUUCUAGUAAAGUAACAAAGCAGGUUACCCUGAGCGAGUCCUGUUCCAAGCCAGUGAUGAACGGCAAGUCCAAGCUGAACCCAGGAGUCCUGGUCCCUUAUGGUGCCGAGUCAUCGGAAGAGUCUGACGAGGAGGCAAGGGGCCUAGGCAAGGAGAACGGUGUAGGCGCCGUUGACAGCUUGCCUGCUUCUCUUCAGGACGCCAGCGAGAACGAGGCCUCUCAGCACGAGCUCCAAGAACCUGUUACUCUAAAUGGUGCUAACAGUACAGACAGUGACCUGAAAGAAACUGGUCUGCCAUUUGAUGGUGCCAGUUGCCAGGUCCAGCCUGCUCUGCACUUAGGAAAUCCCUUCUCCAAGGCAAACGGUCUGCCUGGGAAGCUGAUGCCUGCCCCUUUGCCGCCGCUCCCAGAGGACAAAAUCUUAGAGAACUUCAAGCUUGGCAACAAAGUGAAAGUCUUGACAGAGGAAACAAGUGCACCUGGGACCGAGAGAAGCGCCCCGGAGGGUCCUGAAGCAGCACCUGAGGCUGGCGGCCCUGCCCCUGGGUCCCAGGAGGGACUGGAUGCCAUCACGAGCCUUAGUAGCAAACUGAAAAAGGCUUUGGCACCCUCAGACCCCAGCAUUAAAUCUACCAAAGAAGAAGUUUCUGAAAAUAUUUCAGCAAAACCUGAAGAGUCUUUGCCCAGUAUCAGCAGUCUUUGCAGCACCAACAAGAGUGCCGUGGGGGGCGACCAACUUUCUAAACUGUGUGAGUCUGCGAAUCUAACAAACGAUCAGAGCCCACCAGCCACGGCCGUGACAGGGAUGUUAAUGGAGAGUCCACAGGGCUUGGCAGCAGUGAAAACGGCAGGGAAUUUGAGUCCAAGGUCCCCAGCACGAGCCGAGGGUGACUCUGAGCACGAACUCGUAGUCUACAUUAGCCAAGACACGUCCGUGGAUGCGGAGGCCCCUCAUGAGGGCGCGGGUGCACCUCCAGCUGAGCUGCCUGCCCCUCAGUUGGACAAGAUCACAGAAAGUCAUCUGGAAGCAGGCCCUGAACAGAGUCCCAGCGAAGGAUGGGAAGAAAUUAAGGCUGGGCAGAAAGUUCGGGACCGCUCUCCAGUUAAGGAGAAAAUCAGUCUCAGAAAGGUUGACCGAGGGCAUUACCGCAACCGAAGAGACCACUGCUCCAGUGAGGAGUGGGCCUGGGACGGCCGGAGCAAGACCAAGGACCGCCAGUCCCGGAAGCAGCCCUUGUCCGUGAGGGGGCACAGCAGGUCCCCGGUCAGGUCCGGCCACCACCACUCUCGAAACCGGAACAGGUCAGACCAGGACUGGAGCCGAUACCACCACUUGGAAAGCGAGCACUCCUGGGGCCAGGAGAAGUAUUACCCAGAGAAGAUGCAGUGGGAUAGAGGCCAGCGCUCCCAUGGCAGGUACACCCCCAAUGUGGCACGGGAGCUGCGGGACUGGAAGUCCUUCCACGGGUACCAAGAGUAUGACAGAGGCAGGCCAUGCAGUGGCCGGCCAAACAAGGACUAUCACAAAGGCAGGAAGGGGUAUGAGCUGGUUGCCAAAGAGAAGGGCCAGCACCAUUCCAGCAGCCCCCGAGCAGGCCCGCCGCCUGCCCUGUUCCUCGAGCAAUGCACCCACAAGCUGGCACCUAUGGCUGAGGACAGCGGCUGCGACCUCGCCCAUCGGGUUCCUGAGCACGAAAGCGUGCGGUCACGGAAACGGAAAUGUAGUGCAGAGGAUAAUGACGACCACUGGGGCCGCCUGCAGGAGGACCCUUCAGAAGGGCCUCGAGUAAAGAAGCAUAAGAAGUCAAAGAAGAAGAAGAGAUCCAAAGACAAACACCGGGACCGAGAUUCCAGGCACCCACAGGACUCAGACCCCUCAGCAAUGUGCUCUGAUGCCGACCUCCACAGGCACAAAAAGAAAAAGAAGAAAAAGAAGAGACACUCGAGGAGAUCAGAGGACCUUGUGAAAGAUUCACAGCCACCCUUCCCCAAAGCCACCAGCUUCGAGACUGGGGCCCACUUCCGGAGAGCUGGGAGCAACUUCUCCCUCACCAGUGGCCUACCUCUGGAAGAUGUUGGACGUUUCCAUGAGAAAACAAAACAUUUGAGGAUGGAAAGCAGGGAUGACAGGUGCCGUGUGUCUGACUGUGUCCAGGGUGAAAACUUGGCUGCAAAACACAAAAUUCACUACUUAUGAUUCACCGUGUUCCACAGAAGCCAUGUCAGCCCAGUUUAAAUUAAAACUAUAGAAAUAACUUUGUUCAAAUCUGCGUGGUGCUUCUUUAGUAAAUACUGUACAGAUUUUACCAUGGAGAACUUUUUUUAGUUUUUACCUUUUCUUAAUUACCCUUAUUCCAAAUGGAUGAACACUUUCUACAACUGCUGACCACUGUAAAGUACUGUGUAUAUAAAUCACAUUGAAAAUAACGCCCUGGACUAAAACAUCUCAAAUGCUGCUUAAUCACAGACUCAGGUUGAUCACUCGUAUUCCAUGUAAUGCUCCUCCAAGUUAGACACCCGGUGCAAGACCAACCGGGAAACCAUGGGAUUAUUAAAAGUACAAACUGACAGUGUGUAUAUUUAAUUUAAAGACUUAUUUAAAGAUUCACAUGCUCUCAGACUUUUGAGAGCAGUCUGUUUUCUGUAAUGUCUGAUACUAGAAACUAAUUUGCUUCAUAUUUUAGUUGUAUUCAAGAUUUGAAGAUGUAUUUUAUAGACAAGUUCUGUUUUUGAACUUUGUGGAACUAUUCCAAUCAAUUUACCAGUUAUGAUGAGUAUUUACAUUAUGAAUGUAUAAUUCAAAUAUUAUUUGUAAAGCCUACAGUAUGUUUUUAUUACAUAACACUUUUUUAUACAGUGUCUAUUGUCUUGACUAUGAUAUUGGCAUCUGAGUUGUCAGCUUGGUCCCUUAAAGUUUCUAGUUACAGACAAAAUCAUACUGUGAUUUUAUUUUUAAUAUGGAUAUGCUAUCAAACUGUGAUACACUUAUAAUUCACUGGUCCUGCAUCAGGAGAUGGGAGUGGGGACAACUGUAUUUAAUACAGUCUGUAUCUGAAUAAUCUGUAUGGUUUAUACAGUUUGUGUUGUUCAGAGAUGUCUAAAGUUUGAUCUUUGUUUUUUUAAAGAUUAAAAAAGCACUUGCCCCACUGUAAAUAUACAGCAUGUAAAAUUUAUAUAGUAUAUAAAUGGCAGCAAAUUAAA
Manis pentadactyla (Chinese pangolin) is the source of this 5097-nucleotide messenger RNA. It is a transcript of the gene USP42, whose product is annotated as ubiquitin specific peptidase 42. Bases 164 to 4093 code for a protein of 1309 amino acids. Gene Ontology annotation, molecular function: cysteine-type endopeptidase activity; cysteine-type deubiquitinase activity. NCBI's taxonomy places the organism in Eukaryota, Metazoa, Chordata, Mammalia, Pholidota, Manidae. Gene Ontology annotation, biological process: regulation of apoptotic process; protein deubiquitination. Gene Ontology annotation, cellular component: cytosol; nucleus. The record is from RefSeq and is a predicted model, not a curated record. The transcript is spliced from 18 exons.